CUGAAGUAGAUUUCCUUCUGGAUACAAGCCCAGGAGUGGGAUUCCUGGGUCAUAUGUUCAAUUUUGUGGGGAAACUGCUUGGACCAAGAGGAAACUCCUUGAAGAGGCUACAGGAAGAAACAGGUGCUAACAUGUCUAUCCUGGGCAAAGGAUCAAUGAGAGAUAAAGCAAAGGUGUUUGUAUGUUUUUGGAGUGUAAUUGACCUGAAACACUGUGUUAGUUCCUGGUAUACAACACAGAGAUUCCAUGUUUCUGUACACUUCAGAAGGAUCACCACAAUCCUCCACACUCUGAUUCUCCUUACCCAUCUUGGGUCUGAUGUUUAUGAAUUUCUGUGGAAGCUGCUUCUUCUUGUUGCCGCCUGGGGAGUUUCCAGUUUUCUGUUGUUUGUCUGGAGGAGCGUCCUUGCUGUAAAGCCUCGUGCAUCUCAAGUUACUUUAAAGCAGAUGACUGAGCAGAUGAAGAAUUUGGAGAACGAAAAGAGAGAACUUGCAGAAAAUAUAUCUGCUUGGGUGCAGAAGACCAACAAUGCAGUGAAAUGCUUAGAGGAGACCAUCAGGCAAAAGAAGAUGCUCUCUGAGGAAGCACUGAAGUUUAAGGAGAACUUGAAAACAAUUGAGAGGGUGAAUGAACAUUUGAAUGACGUUCAGAUUGCUCGAGCUAAGCUGCAGGCAGUGAGGGACCAGAACACCAAGAGUCCACACUUGCCAGGUGUUUCGAAGACCAGAUCUGAGGGUGCGAUGCAGCGAGCUGUGACAACUGGAGACUGCAGCCUGGAAGAGGGUAAAAAGAAAAUGCAAGACCACCAUGCUGCAUCGGGAUCUCCGAAAGAACGUGAGGAAGACGGUUUCCAAAGGCAGGUGAAGAAAGUACGCGUCCUUGAUGAAAUCAGUGGACAGAGAACUAUGGACACUGAAGGGAAGGUGGACAUGAACGGAUGUGGGCUGGUGGGAAAGCAGCAGCUGUUGGCAGCAAAGGAGAAGGCAGAAUUGGCUGAAGAGGAGAGAAGAUGGUACAAGAUAAGACUUGAAGAAUGUCACGGGCAAAUGCGGGAAGCAGAGAUCACUUGGAGACACCAGGUCACUCUUGCCGAGAAGAAGGCCCAAGACAGCUCGCUCAGGGCUCAGGAGCUGGAGAGGGAAAUCUCUGAAUUGAGAAGGGAAAACUCUGAGCUGAGAAGGGAAAACUCCUCUGAGCUGAGAAGGGAAGUUGCCCACCUGAAACAGAGAUUGGAUGCAAUCUGCGGAUGGAGGCAGGCAGAGGAAUACAUGAGGCAGGAGCCCACCCCAGGAGGACCGUACAGGCUGCACCCUCCCCUGAGAGCUUCAGGGCCGGGUGGCACCCCUGUUAGGAAUGGCACCGCCUUUCCGGCAAAGGAGGCAGAGGAAACCAAAGUCACCCCGUGGGCCGGAGGGCCCCAACCUUUCCUAGAACCAGCCUGCGUGGCCUGUCCCGGGUGCGGCCCGUCGUCGCCCAGCUGGACACCUGCACCUGGUCCCCCUUGGUGCCCUGUGCAACCUCGCCCCCCACCGCCAGCUGCUCCGCUCGAUGGUGUGUCAGUGCAGCACUUUCCAGAAGAGAGAGGAAGAGAAUCUUGCUGGGAUGAGGAAGGGGCGGCUGAGCCCGAAAUCAGAAAACCGGAAUACGCUAGCGGGGCUGUAGGAAUGGCUCCGCAGGAGCUGACAGAUCGUAACACACUGACCUCAGAUGGUGGAGCACACGGAGCUCAUUAUACACUGGCCGACGUGGGACCUGGCCCGGCUCCGGUGUGGCCCGGCAGCGCCCGCCCACCUGCGGCGGCCCCGGAGGCCCAGGUCACCCCGUGGGCCGGAGGGCCCCAACCUUUCCAAGGACCAGCCUGCGUGGCCUGUCCCGGGUGCGGCCCGUCGUCGCCCAGCUGGGCACCUGCACCUGGUCCCCCUUGGUGCCCUGUGCAACCUCGCCCCCCACCGCCAGCUGCUCCGCUCGAUGGUGUGUCAGUGCAGCACUUUCCAGAAGAGAGAGGAAGAGAAUCUUGCUGGGAUGAGGAAGGGGCGGCUGAGCCCGAAAUCAGAAAACCGGAAUACGCUAGCGGGGCUGUAGGAAUGGCUCCGCAGGAGCUGACAGAUCGUAACACACUGACCUCAGAUGGUGGAGCACACGGAGCUCAUUAUACACUGGCCGACGUGGGACCUGGCCCGGCUCCGGUGUGGCCCGGCAGCGCCCGCCCACCUGCGGCGGCCCCGGAGGCCCAGAUCACCCCGUGGGCCGGAGGGCCCCAACCUUUCCGAGGACCAGCCCGCGUGGGCUGCCCCGUGAUCGGCCCGUCGUCGCCCAGCUGGGCACCUGCACCUGUUCCCCCUUCGUGUCCUGAGCAGCCUGACCAGUCCCCGCUAGCUGUCCCGCCCGGUCACCGUGGAGUCCCGAAGUCCCGGUUCUUGGACAGGAUCAUUUGGUGUGUCUUGCCCGAUGGGACACCCAGCAUCAUUACUCAGAGGGUACUCGUCACCACCACCCCCACCUCUGUUGUGGCCAAUUUGGUCUCAGCCACCACCCCCCCCACCACCACCAGUUACAGCAGUCGCACAGUCAGUUUGGCAACUGAAGGGGCCCCUGAGCUGUGACAAUGAUGUGCGUAGAGAUGUCGGAGGUGCAUUACAGCCCGAAUGUUUCCCUGCUCCAUCCUGCCCCCUCCGCUGUUCUCUCCUAUUGUCACCCCUAAUGAAAUUGUCACAGUUCUCUCUG
This is a messenger RNA of Camelus dromedarius (Arabian camel), 2724 nucleotides long. RefSeq names its product tropomyosin-1, isoforms 33/34-like. Gene Ontology annotation, biological process: endoplasmic reticulum to Golgi vesicle-mediated transport; vesicle cargo loading; protein secretion. The record is from RefSeq and is a predicted model, not a curated record. Gene Ontology annotation, cellular component: endoplasmic reticulum membrane; endoplasmic reticulum exit site. Gene Ontology annotation, molecular function: RNA binding. Lineage: Eukaryota; Metazoa; Chordata; Mammalia; Artiodactyla; Camelidae. Bases 54 to 2603 code for a protein of 849 amino acids. The transcript is spliced from 27 exons.